Messenger RNA from Lactuca virosa, 543 nucleotides. The record is from the annotation of a GenBank genome assembly. Lineage: Eukaryota; Viridiplantae; Streptophyta; Magnoliopsida; Asterales; Asteraceae.
AUGUUCGAUUGCAACAAUAAACCGUCGAAUCGCAUUUGUGGAUCACCUCUAUCUGGCGAGGAUCUUAUACCACCAAUGCCUUCUUUUCCAAUCGCACCUCCGACCGCCACAAACUACACAAACAUUGUCACAUAUGACUCCAACCUCCACAGUUCCCACCUAUGUAUCGAUUAUCAAGAACCGUAUUACUUGCACAAUUUUGUUCAAUCAACAUUCAACGCCUUUUCUACUGAAAAAAUUAAAGGUUCUACACUUGUUGUAUCAGGUGAUGGAAGGUACUACUCAAAGGAUGCUAUCCAGAUAAUAAUUAAAAUGACAGCUGCAAAUGGUGCAAGACGUAUCUGGGUUGGUCAAAAUGGUCUUUUGUCAACACCUGCUGUAUCAGCAGUUGUACGUGAAAGAGUUGGUGUUGAUGGUUUUAAAGCAAAUGGAGCAUUUAUAUUGACAGCCAGUCACAACCCUGGACGUCCAAUUAUUAGUGAAUUAGCUAAAGUUGUCAUAACCGCAUAUGUUGAUGUGAAGUGUGAGAGUGUAACAGGCUAA